Messenger RNA from Carassius auratus (goldfish), 2770 nucleotides. Its product is annotated as eukaryotic translation initiation factor 5A-1. The transcript is spliced from 6 exons. NCBI's taxonomy places the organism in Eukaryota, Metazoa, Chordata, Actinopteri, Cypriniformes, Cyprinidae. Gene Ontology annotation, molecular function: translation elongation factor activity; RNA binding; ribosome binding. The record is from RefSeq and is a predicted model, not a curated record. Gene Ontology annotation, biological process: positive regulation of translational termination; positive regulation of translational elongation. Bases 289 to 756 code for a protein of 155 amino acids.
CAUGCGCGGUUCGGAGGAAACGGCUCGGCUGAGGUUCAUUUCAUGCAUAGACAGUAAAAGAUUUCAUGCUGUGUUGUCGACUUCGUACCGAUCAGAGUGCGAGAGUAAGGAAAAGGGAGUUUAGGAUUCACGCUUUGGGACAGUCAAGUGAAUUAAGUGAAUAAACACAAGCGACGUUGCACGGUUGAUAGCAAGAGCGGCAGAGAAGAGAAGAAAAAGGGAUAUCCAGUAGGAGUAAUUAGUUGGAUUGCCCCGAAAGCGUGGACAAGUCUGUAAACCAGAUAAAACAUGGCGGAUGCUGACCUGGACUUUACAACAGGUGAUGCUGGUGCCUCUGCUACCUACCCCAUGCAAUGCUCUGCCCUGCGAAAAAAUGGUUUUGUGGUGCUAAAAGGUCGACCAUGCAAGAUUGUGGAAAUGUCCACAUCUAAGACCGGCAAACAUGGACAUGCCAAGGUUCACAUGGUGGGCAUUGACAUCUUCUCUGGCAAAAAGUAUGAGGACAUCUGUCCCUCAACCCACAAUAUGGAUGUCCCUAACAUCAAAAGAAUGGACUACCAGCUUAUUGGCAUACAGGAUGGUUAUCUGUCUCUGCUCCAGGACAGCGGUGAGGUCAGAGAAGACCUAAAAAUGCCAGAAGGAGACCUGGGCAAAGAGAUAGAAAACAAGUUUGAUUCUGGUGAGGAAAUCCUGAUCACUGUCCUGUCUGCAAUGAAUGAGGAGGCUGCAGUAGCUAUCAAAGCCAUGGCUAAAUAAAAUACAGCAGGGGUUGACAAGAUGCACUGGACCCGGAAAUGAGAGUAUUAGACCUCAGCAAUCCUAUUCUCCCUCCUUUUUUCUUUCUUAUUCUUUCUUUCUCUCUCUCUUUCUUUUUUUCUUUUAUUUUAGUAGCCCAUGUGUGACUCAAAAACUUGAAAAUAUAUUUAAUAAAACAAAAGGUACACAAGAAAUAAAUAACAGAAAUAGACAUCAUGAGUGGAAAGAAAGUACCAUAAUGAUGAAUGGCUGUGGUGGGAAAAGGUUUUAUUUGUAUUUAUUUAUGGUCUGGUUGGGCACAUCAUAACUGUCUUUACUAGCAUGAGUGUCUGUUUUAAGAAUCUGUGCAGAAUCUCCUGUACAGGACAGAUACAAAGGCAAUGAUAGUGAUAUGAUGCAGGUUUGUGUCUAAAGAUGGAUGAUGCAGUAAGACUUUGAAUCACUUUUUGCUCCUCCCCCUCUCUCCCCACACUCCCACUCCCCUGAUUAGACUGAUAAUAGGGGAAGCAAGCAUCACCAUUUUAUAAAAAUUUCCCAAGUUUUGGAUGUUUGGGUAUGCUCUGAAGUGGAAGAAGAUUCCAUUAGCCUUAUAUUUCAUUGAAAUAAUCAGACACAUACUUCUGCCUUUUAUAUACUCAGUCUUGACCUGUAGUGCUUUGCUUAAUGCUUAUCGUUCAUGUUUGAAGGACAAAGAAUCAAGUACCCCAAUUCUUGGAUUUUAAGUUUGAGGGUUUGAUUUGAAAAAAAAAAAAAAAUGGUACUACUACUCCCCUAUAAAAUCAGUUGUAUCCCAUGCAGGACUGCUUUUACAGUCAUGCACAUUUCCCCUGACUUGUCUACAGUAAGUUAAGUUUUUGUUUGUUCCAAUACUGUUAUUAAGACAAAAAUAAAUACAAAUUUGUUUUCUAACAAGAUAACACAACCCAAUUUUAAAAAGAGUACCUAAAUCAUGUCUUUAUUUCUGUUUGUGAUUCAUUCCAGUUUUAUAAUAUAGCGACCAUAUAUUGGCUGAUGUUGGCAAACUGAAAAAAAAGGCAUUAAAAGACGAACUGUUGGUUGGUAAACUAUUAAUGUAAUGUAGGAGAAUAAUAUUUGUAUAUUAUUAGCAUUUUUAACACUUAACUUGAAGUUAAAAUAUACAGACAGUGUACUAUCCAAAAAGCUCUGAAAUCUGCAGAAAGUUGAAAUUGUGGCUUGUUCAACCUUUGGCUCUUGAGUUUUUUGUUUUGUAUGUCGAACCCCUAACAAAGUAGCACCUUUUUUUUUUUGUUUUUUACCAUCAGAAAACCAUGACAUCUUUUCUUUGAUUCAUCAAGCGUAAGAACAUUCCUUAUUAACAACGUUUAUAAAACAGCAAUAUUUGCUGCAUGGGACAUUUAUUACACUGUAAAAAAAGAAGAAAAAAAAGAAGAUGAAGUGGCUUUUAGCUCUCUAAGGUGAGCCUCCGAAAAUAGUUUUCUGUAGCCUGGUACCUUGUCAAGAUCAUACUUUUAGAAUUUAGAGACAUUUUCCAUGGUGAAAGCCUGAAAGGACACACUGUGCAGUGUGAGGGAGGAAAGCAUGCCAUGAUGCUGGUUGAGAUUAAUUCAGGAAUGGAGCCUAAAACAUAAUAAAGUUAAUCUAUCUGUCAGUAAUAUAAGAAAGCAUUCAUAAAUUAUAUAUUUUGUUUAAAUGUAAUUCUUUUUUUCUUAAAUUUAAAAUUGUAAAGCAGCAACUAACAAUGUACAGUUCCCUUUCGAGGAAACUUCGAACUGCGUACUCUAGGGGUCGCUUUGGGGAACACCUUGUCGUGACUGAAGAAUAAAUUGAAAAAACACCAACUUGUUGGCCGGCGCGACUAUAAAUAAGCACCGGGAGAGCACGUCAUUAUCUUCUUCAUAUUCACUGCAGGGUUCCCACCCUUCUUGAAAGAACUUGAAUUUCAGACAUAUGGAUUCAAGGCCUGGGAGUACUUGAAAACUAACAUAGGUCCUUGAAAGUGCUUGAACUAAAUUUGAAAUCAGUUGUGUUUAUG